CGUUAAUUCUGUCGUAAGUCUUUUCGCACUUUCGCGGACCGGCUCGUCGGAGUAGUCACAUCUGCCUCGUGGGAGCAUAUCUUCCUGUGCAGAGAGAACUAGCCCCGUGAAGAAGCCCAAAGUCCUCUUGAACGGAACACACUGGACCAGAAAGUAUGGCUACGAAUUCUAUCAAGCUAUUGACUGGAAACAGUCACCCGGAGCUAGCGCAGCUGGUUGCCGAUAGGCUUGGGAUCGAGUUGACGCGGGUCAUGGUUUCGCAGUACUCAAACCAGGAGACCAGCGUCACUAUUGGAGAAAGUGUGAGAGAUGAAGAUGUUUUUAUUUUGCAAUCGACACGACCUAAUGAUAUCAAUGACGGCCUUAUGGAACUCCUUAUUAUGAUAAACGCUUGCAAAACUGCGUCUGCGAGGCGCAUCACUGCUGUCAUUCCCAACUUCCCCUAUGCUCGCCAAGACAAAAAGGAUAAGAGUCGCGCACCAAUCACAGCCAAACUCAUGGCCAAUAUGCUCCAGACUGCUGGGUGCAAUCACGUUAUCACCAUGGAUCUUCAUGCCAGUCAGAUUCAAGGAUUUUUCAAUGUGCCUGUGGACAACCUCUACGCUGAGCCAAGCAUGUUGCGAUGGAUUCGUCAGAACCUUGAUGUAUCCAACUGCGUUAUCGUCAGUCCAGAUGCUGGUGGUGCCAAACGUGCCACUGCCAUUGCAGAUCGGCUUGAUCUCCAGUUCGCUCUUAUUCAUAAGGAACGACCACGGCCAAAUGAGGUCUCUCGCAUGGUUCUUGUAGGCAGUGUUAAGGAUAAGAUUGCUAUUAUUGUUGAUGACAUGGCCGAUACUUGCGGUACACUGGUCAAAGCUGCUAGCACCCUCAUCGACAACGGUGCGAAGGAAGUCCUCGCUAUUGUGACACACGGCAUUCUUAGUGGGAAGGCCAUUGAGACGCUGAAUACCGGGCGAUUGAGUCGUAUUGUUGUUACGAAUACAGUGCCGCAUCAGGAAAAGAAGUUACUCUGUGAUAAGAUCGAGACUAUCGACAUCAGUCCUGUGUUGGCGGAGGCAUGUCGACGAACGCAUAACGGGGAGUCAGUUAGCUUCCUGUUUUCGCAUGCGGUGUCCUAAUGAUAAUGCAUGAAUGGUGUGUGAUUUGCAGUGUGAUGAAAAUAGAUGUUUCAAGUCCUGUUGACUCGUUUCUCGCGAGCGUUUCUUUACCGAGAUUGCUGCCUCAACACUCUAUGUAUGGUCAAUGUCAUGUGAGAAUGAGCGUGGGGUAAUAUUAUGCAUACAAAAGCACAGGCUGUUGAGUUCAGACCACCUCCAUAA
Coccidioides posadasii C735 delta SOWgp is the source of this 1319-nucleotide messenger RNA. RefSeq lists its product as uncharacterized. The record is from RefSeq and is a predicted model, not a curated record. Gene Ontology annotation, molecular function: ribose phosphate diphosphokinase activity; magnesium ion binding. Gene Ontology annotation, biological process: ribonucleoside monophosphate biosynthetic process; 5-phosphoribose 1-diphosphate biosynthetic process; purine nucleotide biosynthetic process. Gene Ontology annotation, cellular component: cytoplasm; ribose phosphate diphosphokinase complex. Lineage: Eukaryota; Fungi; Ascomycota; Eurotiomycetes; Onygenales; Onygenaceae.